This is a messenger RNA of Ilex paraguariensis (yerba mate), 1073 nucleotides long. The record is from the annotation of a GenBank genome assembly. Lineage: Eukaryota; Viridiplantae; Streptophyta; Magnoliopsida; Aquifoliales; Aquifoliaceae.
AUGGCGGGCAAGCUCUCAAAUGAGACUGUUCUUGGGCAUUUGAGAAAUGGGCUCGCUGAGUUUGAGCUUGUCUCCUUUCCGGUUCCUUCAAUUUCUUGUUGUAAACCUCAGAGACCUCCGUCUAUGUUCCUGACUGACAACAGCCAUCGAUUCUUCGCCAGAAUCGGACCACCGCUAGGUGGAGUCUCGUCAGCAAUGAAGAAAGUAGAGCGUCAUGCAGUUCAGAAAGUAACUGGUGAUGGACGCUGCAUGUUUCGUGCUCUGGUAAAAGGGAUGUCUUUCAACAAGGGUAUAACACUUAACCCACAAGAAGAGAGAGAUGACGCAGAUGAACUAAGAAUGGCGGUCAGAGAGGUUAUAUGUGAUGGUGAUAAAGAACAUCUUCAAUAUGAAGAGGCAUUGGUUGCAAUUACUCUUGAGGAGUCUUUGAAACGUUACUGCCAACGCAUUGGACGAUCUGAUUUCUGGGGAGGAGAGUCAGAGCUACUGGUGCUGUCGAAGUUGUGUAGCCAGCCGAUUAUUGUAUACAUUCCAGAACAUGAGGUAGUGGUACAAACAUUUGUUUCAGGCAUGUACAAGAUCAGAACUGUUUGUUCAUACAUUCAAUUUCUUGUUCAAAGCUUGGUUGCCCGAGCAUUUACUAUUGUACUAACUGAUGGCCUCUUCUGGAUUAAUACCGUGGCUGUUCAUCUUCACGGUGGACGGGGAUCAGGUUUUAUUCCCAUUGCAGAGUAUGGAGCAGAGUUUCGUAAGGGUUCAGGGAAAGGAAAACCUAGGAAGGUUGUGAGACUCCUGUACAGUGGUAAGAACCAUUAUGAUCUUCUUGUCUGAAGGCUCCACACAUUAGACAAAAGCUGCAAGUGUGAUGAAAUUUUGUACCCAAAGGAGGAGGUCCUGAACAAAACAGUAAUUGAUUAUGAUGUAGCAGAACAUCUUCUUCUCCCUUUUUCUUUUUCCUUUUCCGUUGUAGGCUUGUCGAUAAAUCGGAUUUCAAUCUGAAUUCAUUCUACGAUACUUCAUGUAUUUGGAUUUGUAUUCAUUAAUAUCCGAUCCAAUUAUAAUUUUAUUCGAAG